GCAAGCUACAGCAGGCCGUCUGAACUCUUGAGUGCACAACAAUAACAAGCGACCGAGCGAUUGGCUCCGUCUUCUUCCUGUUGAGAAAAUUUUUGAUCUUAAAUGGCCGUGUCGACCGACUUGUGUUUAAAACGUACCGAUACCAAUGAACAUAACGUACACGCGGGGACUUAGUGAUUGGAGAGACAGUAUUAGCUGAAGCAUUUAGUCAUGUAACUAUUAAUUAUAAUUUAAAUUAUAUUAUAAUAUUAAACCAGUGUGAUAUUAAUGUUACGACACAUUUUGUUAAUUUUUUAAAAAGACAAGUGCGUAUUUUCGUUUUUUUUAAAUAUUAAAACCGUUUUGCAUUGUGUUUACAAAUAAACGUGUUUGUUAUUCGAUAAGUGCUCGUGUAGCCGUAUAUAUAUUUAUAUAUAUUUGUAUUUAUUCGUUGAACCUAUAUAAGAUAUAACUGAUAUACUAUAUAGUGGUAUUCAUAUCCGUUUAUCCGACAAAUAUGAUCAUCGAAAUGAAGCCAGUUACCGUAAAAAAAGGAGACCAGAUGAAACAGAAUAAGUUGACUAAGGAAAUUCUUGAUGACCUUAGCUGUCGGUUUAUAAUCAAUGUUCCUGAGGUAGAACGACAAAAUUUGAUACGGAUUUGUUUCCAAAUCGAACUGGCCCAUUGGUUUUACAUCGAUUUUUAUUGUGAUGAACAUAAUUUAAAACCAUAUGGUAUCAAUCAAUUUGCACAACAUAUGUUUCGGCAUAUACCAUUUUUGAGAAGUCGUGAAUCCCAGGUUUUGGAUGUGCUUAAAGAAUGGCGUGAAUAUAAAAGAUCAGUACCAACAUAUGGUGCUAUUCUACUAAAUGAAGAUAUGACUCAAGUAUUGUUGGUCCAAAGUUAUUGGACCAAAACAUCAUGGGGAUUUCCAAAAGGCAAAGUGAACCAAGACGAAGAUCCAUUAAACUGUGCAGUUAGAGAAGUUUAUGAAGAAAUUGGUUACGAUAUUGGCAGUGUGAUUAACAAGGAUGAUUACAUUGAAACUGUGUUGAAUGAUCAGAUAAAUAGAUUAUAUAUUGUGCCUGGAGUCAGCAUGAAAACAAAAUUUUCACCUCAAACACGGAAUGAAAUUGGAUCAAUUGAGUGGUUUGCAUUAGAUAAAUUACCAUCUAAUCGUAGAGAUCAUAUAGCUGCCAAGAGUUUAAAUAAACAUUCCUUUUACAUGGUGUUACCAUUCAUCAGACAAUUGAAGACUUGGGUGGUUAAAAAAAGGAUAAAAGGAAAGCAAAAUGUCAAGCCACCCAAAAAUUCUAAACAACCUUCCAAGAAUUCUAAAUUGCCUUCAAAGAGUUCUAAAACGCUGGCUGAAAAUCCUAAGAUGGUGGCGCAAAAGAGUUCUAAAUCAUUAUCUGAGAACCUUAAAUCGGUGCCUGUGAAUCCUAAAUUGCCACCCAAUACCUUAGAGUUAAUUGAUCCCGCCAUCAUUUUUACUCCGGAUAGAAAAAAAGAAAAUACAAGUUUCCUUACUUCUCAGACUCAAGAAUUUUUUGCUAUGUUCCCGGAACGAUACAGUUCACCAAAAUCUCCGAUUAUAGUGCCCCAACCAAGUACACCUAUACAACAAUCUCCUUCUCCUUCAACUACAGCUGAACCUAAUGCUAUUUCGGAAGCCAAACUUAAAGAAUUCUUCGCCAUGUUCCCUCAAUGUUUGGACGUCUCCAAAUCCCCAGUUGCGCAAAAAGAUACUGUUGCUCCUGUUCAGGUGACCGAAAAUAAAAGCAGAAUCAAGAAAACAAGUCCUUGGCCGGAGUUUAAAUUUAACACAGCUGAAAUAAUGAAAUAUUUUUAAAUACCUUUGACUUCAACUCCCUCACCCCACCUAUCAUCAAUUGAAACAUUAUUGCUAUUGGCAAGUUUUUAACAAAACAACAUUUUUAUUUUAAAUUCAUUAAUUUUUUUUCUCUUUAUCAUUUCAUUCAAUAGUUUUUCUCAGUAAAACUAAUAACAUUAUUUUCUUUUCUUUUCUAUUUCUCAAAGUAAAUAUUAUAAAAUGAUAUUUAUUUAUACAAUAGUAUAUAAUAGCAGGUAUAACUCAUACAAUUGCAUGGUUAUAUAAAAUAUAUUUUUUGUUUAUUUAAGUAUUAUUUGAAAUCCUUUCAUUAUUGACCAACUAUUUUGUUUUGUAUUCUCUUUCUGUAAACGUUAAAUUCAAACAAUUUUUAAAUGUACUUCUUGAUUUAUUGUCACUACAUAAUUAUUAUUUUUUGAUAAAUUUGUUGUGAAUCCAAUAAACCAAUUCACUUUUUCCCGUA
This is a messenger RNA of Rhopalosiphum padi (bird cherry-oat aphid), 2294 nucleotides long. RefSeq names its product m7GpppN-mRNA hydrolase (gene DCP2). Gene Ontology annotation, cellular component: P-body; cytoplasm. NCBI's taxonomy places the organism in Eukaryota, Metazoa, Arthropoda, Insecta, Hemiptera, Aphididae. The transcript has 7 exons. Gene Ontology annotation, molecular function: manganese ion binding; 5'-(N(7)-methylguanosine 5'-triphospho)-[mRNA] hydrolase activity; RNA binding. The record is from RefSeq and is a predicted model, not a curated record. Gene Ontology annotation, biological process: deadenylation-dependent decapping of nuclear-transcribed mRNA; nuclear-transcribed mRNA catabolic process, nonsense-mediated decay. The coding region runs from base 497 to 1831 and encodes 444 amino acids.